Molecule: messenger RNA, 1167 nt
Organism: Ictalurus furcatus (blue catfish)
Lineage: Eukaryota; Metazoa; Chordata; Actinopteri; Siluriformes; Ictaluridae
Gene: twist1a
Product: twist family bHLH transcription factor 1a
Exons: 2
Coding region: 283-792 (169 amino acids)
Biological process (GO): regulation of transcription by RNA polymerase II; developmental process
Molecular function (GO): protein dimerization activity; RNA polymerase II transcription regulatory region sequence-specific DNA binding; DNA-binding transcription factor activity, RNA polymerase II-specific
Source: RefSeq, a predicted model, not a curated record
UGUUUAUUCUGUUAUUUCUCUACCGAAAGUCUAGAAACUUGUAUAACGGAUUUUUUGAAAAUACUUGCUCAGCCUCUCCUACUCCUCCAACUUACGUCGCACGCACUCUUAGCCAAUCACGGGCCUCCCCAUAAAGUUUGCGCCUUCCAGGCUAUAAGAGCGCUCCAAGCUUUCUCCUGAGUUUGAGCGACACCUCGGUGGCGCGCGAGGCCAGCGCGAGUGCGCGACACUUUUGAAGGCGAAUUCCAGAAAGGAAGUACGAAUAGAAGCGAACCGAAGGUGAUGUUCGAGGAAGAGGCGAUGCACGACGAAUCAAGUUCCCCGGAAUCCCCGGUGGACAGCCUCGGUAACAGUGAAGAAGAGCUCGACAGGCAACAGAAGCGCGGCACAAAGAAAAGGAGAGCGAGCCGAAGAAGCGGAGAGGACUCGGACAGCCCGACGCCAGGCUCCGGGAAAAGAGGCAAAAAGUGCGCCGGAAGCCCGCAGUCGUUCGAGGACCUGCAGACGCAGCGCGUCAUGGCGAACGUGCGGGAGCGACAACGCACGCAGUCCCUGAACGAGGCGUUCGCGUCCCUGCGCAAGAUCAUCCCCACCCUGCCCUCGGACAAACUGAGCAAAAUACAGACUCUCAAGCUCGCCGCGCGCUACAUCGACUUCCUCUGCCAGGUGCUGCAGAGCGACGAGCUGGACUCCAAAAUGGCGAGUUGCAGUUAUGUGGCGCACGAACGGCUGAGCUAUGCGUUUUCCGUGUGGAGGAUGGAGGGCGCAUGGUCCAUGUCAACAUCUCACUAACGCGCACAGACCUGCGGCUUCUUUGGAGAGCGAUGAUUUCUAACUGUGAGCAGCAGAAGAACUGCAGGAGAAAACACAGCAAGAGGACCAAAGGAAACAGCCUGUAGAGUCAGCAGGCCCGGAUUAUAGCCAAACACGGAAGGUUUUGGAGACAAUCUUACCGGGGUGGACCGGGGGCGUCGUCGCGAGCACUUAACGACAGUGCACAAGGAAUUGCCUUGAAGAUUCGUGCUUGUAAAUGCGAUUUUGAGGAUGAAUUUUGGAACUUUGUACUUCUGUAGGCUAUAUGCAUGCAUUCCGACAAGCCUUGCCAUCUCAUACCAAGCUACAAAGACUGCAGAAGCAGGAAGCAGGCGCUUCAUUUCGGGCUGACAG